AUGAUGAACCUUUCGACCUCUAAAUCUUUUUAUGUUUGUUCUUUCCUAGUUUUGUUUUAUCCAUUUGUUGUGACAGCUACAUUUAAAUCUGAUUAUAAAAACUAUUCAUUUCCUGCUCUUAUUGCAUUUGGUGAUUCAGUCUUGGAUACAGGUAACAACAACUAUAUUCCAACAAUAGUGAAGUCGGAUUUCAAACCAUACGGUAAAGAUUUCAUCGGAGGAAAAGCGACAGGAAGAUUUAGCAACGGAAAAAUCCCGUCAGAUUUUUUCGCUGAAUAUUUUGGGAUUAAGGAGCUCGUGCCGCCCUAUCUCGAUCCGAAUUUGACUACAGAAGACCUCUUAACUGGAGUAUGUUUUGCGUCGUCUGGUUCAAGAUAA
Messenger RNA from Vicia faba (fava bean), 378 nucleotides. Lineage: Eukaryota; Viridiplantae; Streptophyta; Magnoliopsida; Fabales; Fabaceae. The record is from the annotation of a GenBank genome assembly.